CGCGUGCAUAUUAAGUCGUUCAAGUGUACAGCGGACAUUUGAGAGCUCGCCAAAGACACAAUGAGCAAGAGGAAAGCGCCUCAGGAAUCCCCGAAUGAGGGAAUAACUGACUUUCUGGUCGAGCUGGCCAAUUAUGAGAAGAACGUCAACAGGGCAAUACACAAGUCCAACGCGUACAGGAAAGCAGCAUCUACCAUCUCCAAGUACCCAAACAAAAUCAAAAAUGGCGACGAGGCCAAGAAACUGGAAGGUGUUGGAGCUAAAAUAGCAGAAAAGAUUGAUGAGUUCCUACAAACUGGCACGCUACGGAAACUGGAAAAGAUCCGUACCGAUGACACCAGCUCUUCUAUCAAUUUCCUCACCAGAGUCACUGGAAUCGGCCCCGCGGCCGCCAGGAAGUUUUUUGAAGACGGGGUGAAGACAUUAGAAGAUUUGAAAAAGAUCGAGCACAAGCUCAACCAUCAUCAACAGAUCGGACUCAAGUACUUUGAGGAGUUUGAGAAAAGGAUUCCACGUGCUGAAAUGGAACAGAUGGAGACUUAUAUUGUUGGAGAGCUGAAGGAGAUCGGAACAGAAUAUAUUGGGACAAUCUGUGGAAGCUACAGGAGAGGCGCAGCAUCGAGUGGUGAUAUUGAUAUUUUGCUGACCCACCCGGACUACACCUCUGAGACUGAGAAACAGCCCAAGCUCCUUCAUGCAGUAGUCGACCAUUUGGAGUCCAUUGGGUUUGUGACCGACACCAUGUCCAAAGGAGACACUAAGUACAUGGGUGUCUGCCAGCUGCAGAAGAGUGAUGGAGAUGAGGAAGAAUACCUUCACAGGCGUAUUGAUAUUAGGUUAAUCCCCAAGGACCAGUACUACUGUGGAGUUCUCUAUUUCACCGGAAGUGAUAUCUUCAAUAAAACCAUGAGAACUCAUGCGCUGGAGAAGGGCUUCACUCUUAAUGAGUACACCAUACGGCCACUCGGGGUCACUGGUGUGGCAGGGGAGCCUCUGUUGGUGGAUAGUGAGAGAGACAUCUUUGAAUACAUCCACUACAAAUACAGAGAGCCAAAGGACCGCAGCCAGUGAUGCAAAUGUUUACACUUUCAUUUGAAGCUGCAGCUUUGAGAUCAGAAGCAUGUGUACAUAUGUGUGUGUUAGUAUACCAUUCAACUAUGUUAUUGAAAAGAAAACGACUGUGAAAGUCAUUUCAAUUUAUUUGCUGUGUUCUUCUUUCUUGAGUUGACAUCAUCCCCUUUAAUGACAUUUGUACCUAAACACACACUCAACAACAUUGAUAUUUUGUUGUUAUAAACAGGUUAAUUCUCCAGGUCAUGUAUCUUCUUCUAAUUAUCUUUUCCACCACAUUUAGCCUUGAACGUAGUUCCCUUUAACACACUGGCUGAGCUGAGGCUUUUUAAUGGUUCAUUGUGUCAGUCAACACAGCAGUGUUACUACUUUAUGUUAGUAGUUAGGUUAAUAAAAAAAAUCUCAUUUCCCAUGGACAUUCAAGAGUGUGUUUUUAAACCUGUAGUAUUUAUCUUCCAAUUUGGGGCAAACUAAUGAAUUUAAAAUAAGAUGCAAACAGCUUAGUUUCUGCAUAUGGGUGCUAAUUUGGGACAUAAAGGUCAUUGAUUUUUAUUUCAUUUUUAGAUAAAUGAGUAUUUUUUUCCUCAGUUAUUGUUUGAUAUGUGAAUAUGACUGUUACACUCGUAGACUUCAUGUGGUUGUGUGAGGCAUUUUGAAAGUGAUGGAUAAAAAUUGACCAGGUCACUGAAAUACUGCUACAGUGUACUCUGCUGGUACAGAUCUUAAUCUGUAACACAGAAUUUGUGUAUUAGGAUUAGGACGUCGAUUCAGUUUUGUAUGUGGAGGAUUGCAAAUAUUGCUGGAAAUAUUUAAGAAAAUAAAAAUAAAUUGGUAACCCAAUCAUACAAUGACAAUUUUCAUUUAUUUCAAUUUUCACUUUGUUUUUGAACUAUCAAAUUGUAAAUGAGUUUGUUGUAGCAUUAAUAUAGACCCUUCUCACAAAAAUGGGAUAGAGCAUUUUGGCUUCAUAAGAAAAAAGUUAAAACCAAUAUGUUCUUUCUCAAUAUCACAAGAAACUGUGUUGUAACAAAAAUGAUCUAAAGAGAUGCUUAAUGCUGGUGGGGUUGUUUGAUGCAAACUAUAUUGUCAAAUAACUAACUGUUUUGUUGUCAAGGGUGGAAUUUUAGAGUAACAUCUGGUACAUCACAUUUGGCCUAAAAUUAGUUUUCAUGCUUGAAAGAAUGAUAUGCUGUACUAUGACGUUUAUCACAUUUCGUUUGGUACAAUAAGACUUGUUUUAUGGCAUACUUUACUAUGGCGUACUAUAUACUGUGACUUGUUU
This is a messenger RNA of Anarrhichthys ocellatus (wolf-eel), 2353 nucleotides long. RefSeq names its product polymerase (DNA directed), beta (gene polb). Bases 61 to 1071 code for a protein of 336 amino acids. Lineage: Eukaryota; Metazoa; Chordata; Actinopteri; Perciformes; Anarhichadidae. Gene Ontology annotation, molecular function: DNA-directed DNA polymerase activity; DNA binding. The record is from RefSeq and is a predicted model, not a curated record. Gene Ontology annotation, cellular component: nucleus. The transcript has 14 exons. Gene Ontology annotation, biological process: double-strand break repair via nonhomologous end joining; base-excision repair.